Aphanomyces invadans is the source of this 1565-nucleotide messenger RNA. RefSeq lists its product as hypothetical. The record is from RefSeq and is a predicted model, not a curated record. Gene Ontology annotation, molecular function: protein binding. The transcript has a single exon. Bases 102 to 1172 code for a protein of 356 amino acids. NCBI's taxonomy places the organism in Eukaryota, Oomycota, Saprolegniomycetes, Saprolegniales, Verrucalvaceae.
CACGACCGUUAUCGAGAAGAUGCGUGGGCAGACACUUCAUUUUGCCUCGUUCCAGGGGCGCUACAUUGCUCGAUCCGAGGUCUUCGUGAAAGGUUUCUCGCAUGACGGACGUCCUGACCAGCCGCGAGCUCUUGCUCGUCAUGGUCCAGUUCCAGCCAGGUGUGUGCUACCAACUCAAGCCCUUCCUGGAUGCCUUCAACCAAAUCUCCGAUUCCCACAUGAGCUCCACACGCCAUGCCGAGCUGCUCUUUGCCCAUAACAUUACGUUGCCCCAUGUAACCAUGAUUCGACUGCACAGCGAAAUCCGACAAGCCAAAGCUGUGAUGGCCCUCCAGCAAUCCAGACUCCUCCUAGAAGCAUUCGAUAUCCAUGGCGCACCGUUUUUCAAUCGUUUGCUUCGGUGCCUACCACAAAUGCUGGACGCAAAGUUCCUACAACUCGCCGUCGACACAGGAAUCCUCGGCAUUAUUCAGUUCUACCACCGACAUUUACCCGAGUUCUUCUCUCCAGCUCUCAUGGAUAGUGCUGCAUCCCGCGGCGACCUACGUGUGCUAAGGUUUCUGCAUGCCCAUCGAAACGAAGGCUGCACGACGAAAGCAAUGGAUCAAGCUGCUGCCCACCGCCACUUGUUUACGCUAAAGUGGCUCCAUGCGAACUGCUCGGAGGGAUGCACUGUCGACGCGAUGAAUCAUGCCGCGCAGCACGGCUUUCUCUCUAUCGUGCAAUGGCUUCAUCAAAAUCGAAAGGAAGGGUGUACGACGUACGCCAUGGACGAGGCCGCGCGGGCAGGACACUUGCAGGUUGUACAAUGGCUGCACGAGCAUCGGACGGAGGGCUGCACGACUGCCGCCAUGAACGGCGCCGCGCAAUGCGGCCAUCUGGACAUUGUAAAGUGGCUGCAUACGAAUCGAACAGAAGGUUGCACCGCAGAUGCGAUGGACCGUGCGUGCGAGUCUGGCCACUUGGCUGUGGUGCGAUUUCUCGGGGACGUAAGGCGGGCGCCGUCGACUCCGUACUCCAUGGCUGCUGCAAUUCGAAAUGGGCACGUGGCCAUCGUCAAAUAUUUGCACGAAGUUAGGGGCGAACCGCUGCAAGUUCAGAGCCUCUGCAAUGUCGACAUGCAGGAAUACCUGCGACAACACUCGACCGUCGCAGGUGCCGAGCCAGCGUGAUGCUGCUCUGCGUCGGACCUCUCUCGAACGGAUGGGCACGAUGCCAUUCCAAGAACGUAUUUAACACGGGUUGUUGCUCGCGAGCGCUUAGAAGCGUCCAUGCUCGGCACCUAUUCCAAUCGAGAUUGGACAACCGCCAUCUUCAAUAGAUGGUCAUCCAAAGUGCUCAGUCGGCAUCUUUUGCAAUGCUGACCCUGCGCAGAUGGCAAGGGCGGCAGCGAAAAGCCACUUCAAUUCAAUCGCCUCGUGUGUAUGAUGUGGUAGGAUUCUCGAUGCCGCAGCGCAGGGUGGCGACGGCAUAACUGGGCCGCACGCGUGGCAUGCAUGUGCCAAUCGCCAUGGAGACUCGCCCAGCCGUCGGUGUCGAGCCUGCCUUGCACCGCCAUGAACGAG